Rosa rugosa (rugosa rose) is the source of this 2193-nucleotide messenger RNA. RefSeq names its product UDP-sugar pyrophosphorylase. The record is from RefSeq and is a predicted model, not a curated record. Gene Ontology annotation, biological process: UDP-N-acetylglucosamine biosynthetic process. Lineage: Eukaryota; Viridiplantae; Streptophyta; Magnoliopsida; Rosales; Rosaceae. The transcript has 18 exons. Gene Ontology annotation, molecular function: UDP-N-acetylglucosamine diphosphorylase activity. The coding region runs from base 215 to 2020 and encodes 601 amino acids.
ACGCCUCCAGCUUACCCAGGGUAAUCAUCUUGUUUCGAUUUCUUUUUCAUCCUUUCUCAAUCGAAAAGAAAAUAAGACAUUAUUACCGUCAAGCUCGUGAGCGGUUUUAGCGCCUUGAUAUAUAAAACCCGGCCACCCUUGCCACACUUUUUUCUCAUUCUCUUCAAUCACAAACACUAACCGCUCAUCUGACAAGUUUUCAAAUCCACCAACAAUGGCUUCCGCCGUCGUCACCGAGCCUAAUCUCCAGAGAAACCUCCACCUCCUCUCCGCCGAACAGGUGGAGCUGGCGAAGGUGCUGGUGGAGAUGGGGCAGACUCAUCUGUUCGAGCAUUGGGCCGAGCCGGGCGUCGACGAUGACGACGAAAAGAAAGCCUUUUUUGAUCAGGUGAGUCGGCUCAAUUCAAGCUAUCCAGGGGGUUUGGCAUCAUAUAUCAAAACUGCUAGAGAACUGUUAGCGGAUUCAAAAGCCGGAAAGAAUCCAUUUGAUGGCUUUACUCCUUCCGUUCCAACAGGUGAAACCUUGACUUUUGGUGAUGAUAGCUUUAUGAGUUUUGAGGAGACUGGUGUCAAAGAAGUUCGGAAAGCUGCAUUUGUUCUUGUUGCUGGAGGACUUGGGGAACGUCUGGGAUACAACGGAAUUAAGGUUGCUCUUCCCAGAGAGACGACCACAGGAGCGUGUUUUUUACAACAUUAUAUCGAGACAAUAUUGGCUCUUCAAGAUGCUAGCUGUCAACUCGCAGAAGGUGAAUGCCAAACAAAAAUUCCUCUGGUUAUAAUGACAUCAGAUGACACACAUUCUCGUACAGUAGAGCUUUUAGAGUCAAAUUCUUAUUUUGGAAUGGAACCUAAUCAAGUAAAGCUUCUAAAGCAGGAAAAAGUUGCAUGCUUAGAUGAUAAUGAUGCGAGGCUUGCAAUAGACCCACGUAACAAGUACAGGAUUCAGACCAAACCUCAUGGACAUGGUGAUGUGCAUUCACUACUCUACUCUAGUGGCCUCCUCACUGAAUGGCGUGACGCUGGUUUAAGUUGGGUUCUGUUCUUCCAAGAUACAAAUGGACUUCUGUUCAAUGCAAUUCCAGCAUCAUUGGGUGUUAGUGCUACAAGACAGUACCAUGUUAACUCCCUAGCUGUUCCACGCAAAGCAAAAGAAGCAAUUGGAGGAAUUACCCGACUUACUCAUGCUGAUGGGAGAUCAAUGGUGAUCAAUGUGGAGUACAACCAGCUUGAUCCACUGCUUAGAGCAACUGGAUUUCCUGACGGUGAUGUCAACUGUGAGACUGGCUAUUCUCCUUUCCCUGGGAAUAUCAACCAAUUAAUCUUGGAACUUGGUCCGUACAUUGAGGAGCUCACAAAAACAGGAGGUGCCAUACAGGAGUUUGUUAACCCAAAAUACAAAGAUGCUAGUAAGACUUCAUUUAAGUCCUCAACUCGGUUAGAGUGUAUGAUGCAAGACUAUCCAAAAACUUUGCCUCCAUCUGCUAGGGUGGGAUUCACAGUAAUGGAGCCAUGGCUUGCUUAUGCACCUGUUAAGAACAACCCUGAGGAUGCUGCUAAGGUACCAAAGGGAAAUCCAUAUCAUAGUGCAACUUCUGGAGAAAUGUUGGUUUAUCGUGCAAACAGUCUCAUUCUCAGAGAGGCUGGAGUCCAAGUAGCUGAUCCAGUACAACAGGUGUUCAACGGUCAAGAAAUUGAAGUGUGGCCUCGUGUCACAUGGAAACCAAAAUGGGCGGUCACUUUUAAAGAAGUAAAAAACAAAGUCAGUGGAAGUAGCUCAAUUUCUCAGAGGUCUACAUUGGUUAUUAAGGGCCGUAAUAUAUUUGUCAAGGAUCUCUGCUUGGAUGGGGCACUUGUUAUCGAUGUUGCUGAUGAUAAAGAGGUAAAAGUGGAAGGUUCGGUACAGAAUAAAGGCUGGAUCCUUGAAAAUGUUGAUUACAAAGAUACUUCAGUACCUGAGGAACUGAGGAUAAGGGGUUUCAGAAUCAACAAGAUUGAACAAUUGGUAAAGUCUGAGCCUUGAGUUCUGCUUGGAGUCUUGAAGGUGAAACCUCUUCCAUAUUGUUUAUUAAAAAAAAAAAAUGAUUUCUCAAGUCAGAUAGAUUUCUUUGCCCUUCUCUUCCCCUUUGUAAGUUGUUUGGUAAAUAUAUAUUUUCUUUUUGGAAAUAAUAAGUUUGAGCUGUUAGCCUUCUCAUA